Molecule: messenger RNA, 1885 nt
Organism: Ilex paraguariensis (yerba mate)
Lineage: Eukaryota; Viridiplantae; Streptophyta; Magnoliopsida; Aquifoliales; Aquifoliaceae
Source: the annotation of a GenBank genome assembly
CUCUCUCUCUCUCUCUCUCUCAAUAGAUAGAGAUAUCUAUCUAUCUAUCUACAGCAAUGGCUUCCCUUUCUCUCUCGAAGAACACUCUUCGUUCUCUGCCCCAGACACAGACACUUAAAACCCCUUCGUCUCAGAACCCUCUAAUUGUCUCUAAAUCAUCUGGAUCAUGGUCGUAUGGUCUCGGGCUCUCUAAAUCUUUAUCUUAUUCGGUCUCAUCUUCGUUUUCAGUAAAAGCUUCCAUGGUAACUAAGAAAACAACACCAUCCACAAAUAUGCGGCCUCCAACUUAUGGGGAUCUUAUUACAAUUCUUAGUAUUGAUGGAGGAGGAGUUAAAGGAAUCAUCCCUGGAGUUAUCCUCGAAUACUUAGAAUCACAACUUCAGGAGCUAGAUGGUCCAGACGCAAGGCUCGCAGAUUACUUUGAUGUGAUUGCAGGAACAAGCACGGGUGGUCUCAUAACGGCUCAAUUAACAGCACCAAAUGAAAAUGGUCGACCUUUAUAUGCUGCGAAUGAAAUCGUUCCUUUCUAUGUCGAGCAAACACCUAAAAUCUUCCCUCAAACAAGUGGACCACUGGCCAGCAUUAUAAACUCAUUUAAGGCUUUAACCGGACCACGAUAUGAUGGGAAGUAUCUUCAGAAACUGCUUAAGGACACACUAAAGGGCACAAGGUUGCAGCAGACUUUGACUAAUGUUGUUAUUCCAUCUUUCGACAUCAAACAUCUCCAGCCUACUAUUUUCAGCUCAUUCGAGGUGACACAUGACCAUCUGGAGAAUGCCCUACUAUCAGACAUUUGUAUCGGCACAUCGGCAGCACCAACUUUUUUUCCUGCCCAUCAUUUUAAGAACACAGACACAGAAGGGAAUGAACGUGAAUUCAACCUUAUUGACGGUGGUGUUGCUGCUAGUAACCCGACUUUGAUUGCUAUAAGCGAAGUAACCAAGCAAAAGCUGAAGGAGAACCCAGACUUCUUCCCAAUCAAGCCAUUGGACUAUGGUCGUUACUUAGUGAUCUCACUAGGGACAGGCAAUGCGAAGAACGAAUACAAGUAUAAUGCUAAUAUCGCUUCCAUGUGGGGACUUCUUGGGUGGUUGCUUAACGACGGAUCUAAUCCGUUGAUAGAUGUUUUUAAUCAAGCAUGUGCAGACAUGGUUGAUUACCACAACUGUGUGGUUUUUGAAGCACUCCGUUCACAAAACAAGUAUCUUCGAAUCCAAGAUGACACUUUAACCGGGACACUAUCAUCUUUGGAUGUGUCUACAAAAGAGAACAUGGAAAACCUUGUGAAAGUUGGUAAAGAACUGUUGAAGAAACCAGUUUCUCGGGUGAAUCUAGACACAGGCCACUUCAAACCAUUGAAAAAUGGCAGAACCAAUAUGGAAGAACUCAACAUGUUUGCAGAAAUGCUCUCAACUGAAAAGAAAGACCGAGAGAUGAAAUACAUGAUCAAAAACUUCGAAGGAACUAACAGCGCUGCUUGAUCUGAAAUCACAGUUUUAAACCAAUUUUUGGGUACUAGGAUUAGUAUUAUUUGCCUACAAAAUUUUGGAUUUGUUCGUAUAUUUUAUUACUAGGUGGCUAUGCUCGAUAGGUGGUGGAUAAGGAAAUAAUGCUCCACAAUAAGAUCCCAUCAAUAUUCAUGUAAGCGAUCUGAAAUAGUUAUGGUCAUAUCAUAGGUAAGAUUCUAGUUUCCCUAGAAGAGAAAAAAUGUGCAAUGUACACAUCAAACAAAAUCACAUGAUGCUUGUGAAUUAGAAGAGCAAUGCUAUCGAGACCAAAUUGGAUAACUUAAUGUGAGGGCUUAAUGCAUUACAACUCUUGGAUCAGUAUUGAAUCCGAACAUUGAAUGAAAUUUACCAUCAAUCCAAUAGUCACAAUAAAUUUG